AUGUCGUCUUUCUAUAAACGUAUCAUUGCCAAAAAGAUUUUAUCAGGUCUUGUCAACAGUCAGCGGGCAGCAGACACACAACAGCUUGAGAGGCGGCUCAGACGUAUCAUUCGAGUACCCCCAGUGCGUAAAGAUCCGAAUGAAAGAAAUUCCCAGCUGGUUAUAGAGUUAUCAGCCCUAAAGGAAUACUUAAACGGCAAAUCAUUUGAUAUUAACCAGCUCCAAACUAAGGGUGACAUGACAGUGCAGUUAGAACAAGAUGCUGUCCACAUUAAGACAGAUCCUGGACAAUUCAUCAAAAAAGUUCUAGAAGAUAUCCGGUCGGAGAAGUCAAGCUAUGGACACAUAGAGCCAGAUGAUGUGAAAACACGUGUCUGUGUCGAUUAUAGUUCACCAAACAUUGCCAAACCUUUUCAUGUUGGUCACAUGAGAUCUACCAUCAUCGGUAACAUCAUCUGCAACAUGUAUGAGGCAGCCGGGCAUGAUGUGAAGAGAAUUAACUUCAUUGGAGACUGGGGAACUCAGUUUGGUCUUUUAUCACUGGGACUUGCCAAGUACUCAGAUACUGAGCAGCUAAAGUUAGAUCCGUUAUAUGAAUUCUUCAGAGUGUAUGUGAAAAUCAACCAAGAUGUCAAAUCUGAGUGUGGCAAGGAAUCAGAGUCAACCUCACCAACAUACCAGGAGGGUCUGGCUUUGUUUGCUAAACUGGAGCAAGGAGACGAGUCUAUGCUGCAGAUAUGGAAGAUGGUUAAAGAACUGAGUGUUGUUCACUUAGACAAGAUGUAUGAACGUUUAGGUGUCCACUUUACCCAUGUCAUGCCGGAGUCCAAUUAUAAAGACAGGACUGAGGAGGUUCUGCAACGAUUGUCUCAGGCCAAUCUUCUUCAGUAUAGUUCUGAUGGUGUAGGCUACGUGCCCUUGGAUUUCCCUGACAGUGUGGGCCAGGCUACUGUUGUUAAAAGUGAUGGCUCCUCUUUAUACCUCACAAGGGAUAUAGCUUCGGCACUGGACAGGCAAGAGAAGUUUGCUUUUGACAGGGUUCAUUAUGUGGUUGAGCAAGGUCAAAGGAGCCAUUUCGUCAAGCUGGUUAGUAUUCUGCAUAGACUUGGUGUCCCCUGGGCCAACAGACCUAUUGAUGACAUCCAUAUUCGGUUUGGCCGUGUGAAGGGAAUGAGCACUCGACAAGGGAAUGCUGUUUUCCUAAGGGAUGUAUUAGACGAGGCCAAGUCACGAGUCAUCAAGUCGAUCACAUCCAGAUCUACCAGCAGAGUUUCACAAGAGUCUCUAGAAGAUGUUGCUGACAUCCUUGGGGUCACCGCCAUCAUUCUCCAGGAUGUCAAAGCCAACCGUGUCAGCGAUUACACUUUCUCAUGGGAGCAGAUGCUGAAUUUCAAAUCUGAUUCAGGUGUAUUUGUACAGUACUGCCACUCUCGUUUGUGCAGCAUGUUAUCAGGAUGUGGUGUGGAGGUCACAGAUGACAUAGAUGUCAGCUGUGUGGCACAUGAUGAUGAUCUGUAUGGAGUUGUCUUACAUUUGGCCAGGUACCCAGACAUCUUCCAGGAUUCUCUAACUACUCUGGAGCCCCAUAUCAUUGUGCAGUAUCUCUUCAGACUUUGCCAUCUUGUCAAUGUUGCCUAUGCAUUUUGUCCAGUGAAAGGACAGCCUAUAGACAUAGCUCAGGCCCGGCUGAUGGUAUUUGUUUGUGCAAGACAGGUUCUGGGAAACUGUCUAAGGGUUCUUGGUCAAACACCUGUGGAGAAAAUGUAG
This is a messenger RNA of Candidula unifasciata, 1767 nucleotides long. The record is from the annotation of a GenBank genome assembly. Lineage: Eukaryota; Metazoa; Mollusca; Gastropoda; Stylommatophora; Geomitridae.